Vigna angularis (adzuki bean) is the source of this 2211-nucleotide messenger RNA. Its product is annotated as pseudouridine-5'-phosphate glycosidase. Lineage: Eukaryota; Viridiplantae; Streptophyta; Magnoliopsida; Fabales; Fabaceae. Gene Ontology annotation, molecular function: pseudouridylate synthase activity. The record is from RefSeq and is a predicted model, not a curated record. The coding region runs from base 112 to 1197 and encodes 361 amino acids. The transcript has 13 exons.
GUCUAAGAUAAUUGAUUAAUCAAAUAUUUGAAUUAGGGAGACAAUUAUGAACUGAUGCCAUAAAUUGCCCUGAAUUGUUCUGAGAGAAAAACUUCCCAGCAAGAAGGUGACAUGGCAUUCUCACCGGCCUCUCGACUAGCCAAUCUUCGGCGGCACUUGGAUUUGACCGAAGCAGUCAACAAGGUUGCGCAAAUCAAUGGAAUUGGAGGAUCAAUGAAAGUGAAGGUAGCCUCAGAGGUUUCUCAAGCAUUAUCAUUGGGGCGAGCAGUUGUUGCUCUGGAAUCUACCAUCAUUUCACAUGGGAUGCCAUAUCCUCAAAAUUUGCAAACUGCAAUAGAGGUGGAAAGUAUUGUAAGAGAGAAUGGUGCAGUUCCUGCCACCAUUGCAAUUUUAGACGGCACGCCCUGUGUAGGUCUAAGUCUAGAAGAACUUGAAAGACUAGCUAGUCUGGGAACCAGUGCUCGGAAGACAGCUCGAAGGGACAUUGCAAAUGUUGUAGCUCGAGGUGAAAAUGGUGCAACUACUGUUUCUGCAACAAUGUUUUUUGCUUCUAUGGUUAAUAUUCCCAUCUUUGUGACUGGGGGGAUUGGGGGUGUGCACCGUCAUUGGGAACAUAGUAUGGACAUAUCUUCUGAUCUCGUUGAGCUAGGCAGAACACCAGUAGCAGUUGUAUGUGCUGGUGUAAAAUCAAUAUUAGAUAUUCCCAGGACGCUUGAAUAUCUGGAAACACAAGGAGUUUGUGUUGCUGCAUACAAGACCAAUGAGUUUCCUGCAUUUUUUACGGAAACAAGUGGCUGCAAGGUUUCAUGUCGGGUAGACAGCCCGGAAGACUGUGCUUGCAUAAUAGAUGCAAGCUUCAAACUCAAGCUAGGAAAUGGAAUUUUGAUAGCAGUUCCUAUUCCUCAAGAACACUCAGCUUCUGGACACAUAAUUGAAUCUGCCAUUCAUAAAGCCAUUAAAGAAGCCAGGGAAAACAAUAUAACAGGGAGUGCUGAGACUCCUUUCUUGCUCGCUAAAGUAAAUGACCUGACUGGAGGUGCCUCACUUGCUGCAAACAUUGCUCUUGUGAAGAAUAAUGCUCUUGUUGGAGCUAAAGUUGCAGUAGCCCUUGCCGAGAAAAGAAAAAAUUGUGAAAGAUCAGAUGGGAGUGGAGUGGACAUGUUGAUGAUGCUGUGUCCAACAGGCCCAACAAGUUGAACACGACUCGCCAUCUGAGAACAACUUAACAUGCGUGGUCCACUCUCUAGACACGCGGAAACACACAACCCAUCUCGUCUGCUCCUUCAUGAGCUGGUGUUCUAUUUUCCUUCUUUAUGAGUGUUCGUCUAUCAACACAUUGGAAGUAGCCAUUGUCAGCCUUUGAACCACCAGACCAUCAUAGUUGGUACACACUACAUUCUAACUUAGAGCAAAGGUAGUUAGGAUACUGAGUGGUUAGUUAGGUGGUGUUGGUAUGAACAACCAUUCAAGAGUUUAUUACUAUUUGGAUUAUAAUUAAAGAGGCACUCAACCUUCUAACAGAAUUAAAAAAGUCUAAGUGUGAGCAACAAAAUAAAACUCUGGGAAUUUAUGAGAAAGCGGAGAGUAAUAUCUGAGAAUAUCUAAUGAAGCUUUUCAUUUUCUUAUCUGGUGAAAUAAGCGACGAGACAUUACAUCUAGUGUUUGUUGUACAGUAGGUGAAAACUGUUACCACAGCUAACUAACUCCAGAAAAGCUAUUCCAACUAACAACCUUGAACAACAACUAAGGCUUUCAGAAAUAACUCACUUCUGUAAUAGAAUGUUAUGGCCCAAGCUACUGACCCUUUAAGCCCAAUUGAGCUGACAGACCAACUGGAAGCAGCAGGGCCAACACGACAAACUGCAUGCAAACGUAAUAGUGUUAAGCCCAACUGUUUCAAGGGCUAUGAACAAUUUUAGUUUUGCAGAGAGUAAUAAGAACAAAACUACCUGCAAGCGUGAGAAGGAUUUCAUUGCAAUUUUGUUUUGCUUAGUCGUGAAAUUUGUCACACAUGAUUGUGCUAUAUGUAAUAGUAGGAUUAGGAUAGAAUAAAAAAUGCAGAAAUAGAAUGUUCAGUUUGUUUCAAUUUUGUUGCAAGGAGGCGGCUCCCCUCUAAAGAAGCAGUUUUUCUCUUCUGUUAUUACUCUUUUGCUUGCAGUACCUUAUACGUGUCUUAGUGUGAACAUGGAUGAUUUUAGAUUGAAUUGACAC